Messenger RNA from Rhinopithecus roxellana (golden snub-nosed monkey), 1716 nucleotides. RefSeq lists its product as uncharacterized. NCBI's taxonomy places the organism in Eukaryota, Metazoa, Chordata, Mammalia, Primates, Cercopithecidae. The record is from RefSeq and is a predicted model, not a curated record.
AUGCUGGUUGGUGGUGGAUGGACCGAUGAGAAGGCGUGGGACAGUAAGAAGGCAAGGCGUAGGCCUCGAGGGUGUCCAGAAGCCACGAGUGGUCAGGGACAUCGUGAACAGACUUUGGACGACGGUCUCCCCACAGUCCAGGCUGUCUGGAAUGCCGCCAGGAGCUCCCCUGAUGAGGUGUCCGUUUGCGAGGCUUGUUUCCGCCCAGAGGGUGGCAAGCAGGCCGGCCCCCACACCGCCAGCCUCAGAGCCCCACGUGGCCAAGGCCACUGCCGAUGCCUCCAUUUGGGGACGAAGCGCAGCGGUGAGGGCAAGGGCGGAUUUACAGAUCCCGAGGGCUUCAGCUUCGAGCCUGAGAGGGAAAUGAUAGAGCAGGGAAGGGUGGUGCUCUGGGGCCAGGAAGGCCGACCUGGCACCCCGGUCCAUGACAAAGGGGACGGUGUGGACUACUCGUCCUACCUGGCUGACGAACCUCUAUCCUGCUCUAUCCUGCUGCCGCCUAGCGUCCAGGGACACCUGUCCCCAGAGGGCUCCGCUGCCGAAGGGUCUGCUGACAUCCGCGCAGACCUGGAGGUCCGUUCCAGUGGGAGAGGCGCGCUGAGCCCCAGCCCGGGAGAAUGGCAGCAGGACUCCAUCCGCCCUCUCCACCUCAGUAGCCCUGGGUCAGGACCAGCCUGGGAGAACCGGGAAAGGGGCUCGAAGAGCAGUUUGAGCGUCCAAGCGGAUCCCCGCGACUCCGCGGAAGGCCGUGCCAGGCUGUCUACCCACGACUCUGAUUCCGCAGAUGCGAGCAGCGGCUUACCUGUGAUUACGGUGAUCAUUCACACCAAAGAAGGAAGCCACGCCAAGCCCGGAAGCCCCGAGAAGCCAGCAGACACUGGCAGACGCCCGAGUAUGCACCGCAAGGAGAGUUACUUUCACGUUCAGGGACCUCUCCUGACCUCUCUCCCUGCAUGCAGUCUCACCCCAGCCAUGGAGAGGCCGGCCGUGGGAGAGCUGGACAUGUCUUCCUUGAAGAAAAUGCAGAGUAUGGUAUGGGGAAAGGUGGGGAUCAGGCCCAGCUGUUCAGGAGCUGCAGUUACAGGGCCCCUACCCCGGGGCCCUCUGGGAAGGAAGGUGGCCCAGGAGAAGAAAUCCCUAGGGGUUGCAACAAAACUGGCCCUGCUGGGAGCCUUUCCUGCCUGGGGGCAGAGACUCUCAGCAGUUCCACCUGAUCCAGCCAACUUCCCGCCAGUGUCUGUGGGGCUCCUGGGGAACUCCGCAAGACCCAAGGAACCCAAGCACAGCAGCCCUGGGAAGAAACCUCCAGGAAGGAAAACCAGGGAGUCCCAGGCUGCGGCCAGAGAAGAUAAUGACCCAAAUAGAGAUGAGGUCCCAAGGGCCCAACUUCCCACACACAAAUCAGAGCUGAUUUCCCUGUCUGUGUGUCAUGGAGAGUACAGCAGUGCUGACCCCAAUAUCAGAGCUCCCCAAGCAGGAACCUCACAGCACUUGGCCUUGAACCUGAGACACCUUGUGCCCAGACACCCUGCACCCUCCAGUGACUAGCAGCCACCUGUCCAUCCCCCAAGACUGGAAAGGCAGCAGCUGCCCCCGGGAGCCCAGGGCUGUCCUUGAAUAAUGCUUUGUUGCAUCUGGCUGCAGAGGGAAAUUGAUGAACUUACACAGCAGCUAGCGGCCAUGCAGUUCUUCACUGACAAGCUCCAGGACCUUUGA